GAUACUGCACAUGCGUCCUUGUCAAGAGUUGAGUUGAUUGUUCGAAUAUGAAUCAAARAAAUGUCUUCGGAGCUCCUCUUCAACCCUGUUCUACCGAUCCUAUGACUGGUUGGUACCGAGAUGGAUACUGCAAGACAGACAUGAAUGACCAUGGUGUACAUACGGUCUGUGCCAACAUGACGAGAGAAUUCCUACAGUAUACCAAAACAAAAGGCAAUGAUUUAUCAACUCCCAACCCAUAUUUUCCAGGACUACGACCAGGUGAUAGUUGGUGCCUUUGUGCCUUGAGAUGGAAGGAAGCUCAAGAGGCUGGGAAGGCACCCAAAGUCAACUUAGCUGCAACAAAUGAAGCCAGUCUUAGAUCUACUGGAAUAAGCCUUGAUGUACUGAAGCAGCAUGAUAGUAGUGGUCAGAAUGGUGUGAAUGAUGCACCUUCAAGUAUUCAUACAAACAGUCAUUGUGAUUCAAAUAAUGAUUUGUGUAAACCUCAAAGAUAGUUGAAUUCAAGACAAAUAUAUACAGUUGUGUAAGAUUUAAAAAUGUAAUUUAUUAUUGGACCCAGACCUAUAAUUAUGAAACCAAAGUUUAUAAGGAAGUCAUGGAAUUUUAAGUUUAAGUUUUGCUGAAAUAGUUUGUCUAGUAAAUAUACACCUACUUGCAAGAAGGUUGUCAUAUGCAUGAAUAGAACAUUAGUUCUUUUGUUUUUUGAUAUAAUUCCUAUCCCACUAAAUCAUCACUAAUGUUCUAUUUUCGUAUGACAACGUUCCUGUAAGUAGGUGUAUAUCCCUGUUAAUUAAGCAAACUACUUUAGAAUCUUGGACAAUUUAUAUUGUAUUAGCUUACUUCUACGCUUACACAGUUAAGGUGACUGACUACUUUUCAACAUUAUUUUGAUCUGACAUGUGAAUGUGCUCAAAAACUGCUGAAUAAUCUUCAUGAUUUUA
Actinia tenebrosa (Australian red waratah sea anemone) is the source of this 944-nucleotide messenger RNA. RefSeq lists its product as uncharacterized. The record is from RefSeq and is a predicted model, not a curated record. NCBI's taxonomy places the organism in Eukaryota, Metazoa, Cnidaria, Anthozoa, Actiniaria, Actiniidae.